AUGAUAUCCCCGAGGCAACUUGAAUACUUGAUGACCGAGUGGGUAACGGCGUCCUUGGAAGCAAUAAUUGCGCACCGGCUUUUCCCCUUGAUCGGCUCGCCUUCUGGAAAGCGCGUGAACGUGCUUUGCCCGACGCACGCGUGGGAGGAGUUGGAGCUGGCCCUUACAAGCGGUCCGGGCGCGUCGGCGUGGGAAGCCACUGGCGUAGAAGCAGUCGGGAGCGCUGCGGGGCAGUACAGCCGGAGCUGCGGGAGGCCGCUGCGGAGCGCGUGUCAGUUUUCCGCGGAGUUCUCCCCCGAGUCGGCUCAGCACUUCCGCGUGGAGGUGCCGCAGCUCGAAAGCCUGCGGACGGCGCUUCUGUGCGACCCCAAGUUCAGCCUGCAGCGCUGCUGGCAAAUCCGAGUGGCAGUAGGCCUGCGGCUGCCGGGGGCGCGCGGGGCCUCGCGGGCGAACUCGGAGAGCGGCUCCGAAGACGCGGACGCGGGCGAGCGGGCCCCCGCCCUGCGGCUCAAGCGGGGCGAGGGCAGCGGCGCGGGGCGCCCCGGCGGGCUUUCCCGCGGAGGGCUCUCGGAGGCAGCUUCGCCGCGCGCAGCAGCGCCUCCCCUGGCGCAGCCCCGCAGCAGCAGCAGCAGCAGCAGCAGCAGGAGCGGGGGGCGGGGCGGAGCGGAGAGGGGGGGCGACGCGCGGGGCGACGGGCUGCUGUCGGAGAGCGAGUUCAACAACUUGGACGAAGAGCUGCUCGCAGCAGAAGGCGCGGAAGAGUUGUUGGAAGAAGAAAUGAAUUCUGAAGACCGGCUGCUGCGCGAAGACGCGGAGUUCAGCAGCUUGUGGCUCGACAGCAGCAGCAGCAGCAGCAGCUGUCUGUACGCAGCCGCGCGCACGCAGCCCCCGCGGCUCUGCGCGUCGGCCUCGUCUGCUGCUGCUGCUGCUGCUGCGCGCUGCAGCUCGACUCGCAAGCCUCCGCCGAGUCCGCAGGAGCUGCAGCAAAUUCAAGAAAGCCUCCGCGGCUUCCUGGCUUCUCCCGCUGCAGCAGCCAUCUUGAAGCCCCUGGAGGAGUUGGCUGCGGCGCUGCAGUCGCUGGAGGCUGCUGCGCGGGUUGGCCUUUUUGGAUUUGCAGAAGAAGAGGGUGGCGCUCCAAAUGCCCCUCUUUUGGAGGCAAAAGACUCCAAAAGAGGGGCAUUUCGAGCGCCAAAUGCGCCUCUUUUGGAGGCACAAGACAGCUUCCCAGGCCCCCAAAAGGCUCCUUCCUGCCGCGGACUGCCGCCCCUCAUUUGCUGCGCUGCUGCAGCUGCGGCCGCGGAGAAACUCGAGCAGCGGGCGCUGCGGGAACUCGCGCUUUCCGAGCUCGACCUGGAGAUCUUUUGCUUCGGCAGCAGCAAACUGGAGGCGCAAAAAGACGAAAACUUAGAAAAAAAAGACAAAAGGGGAGGCGGAAUAAGAAAGCCUUCUUCGAAUCUGGAAAAGAUGCAACCCGCCAACUCGAUCCGGCCCGUGGCUCCUUAUUGCCUGCUUCCUGCGGAAUCUCUGAAGCCCAGCGCUACUGCUGCGGAGGACUUGUCUUCUUCUUUUUUCGACGAAACUCUUUGUGGCAUUUCUGCGGAGAAGCUAGAGCUGCUGCUGCAGGAAGAAAGUGAAUGCAGUUCCAUUCACGGCGAGUUUGUGCAGAAGCAGCAAGGCGCAGCUGCUGCAGCAAGUGAAGCAGCUGCUGCUGCUGACGCUACUGCAGCAGAAGCGCACAGAGGCCGGAACGCAACGCUGCAGCAAACAGCAGCAGCAGCAGCAGAAGAAGAAGAAGAACAGGCGAAUGGCAGCGAAGCGCUGGGGAGCUUGUGCGGCUCUGUGGAGGAUUUGGCGAAGGCACUGAAGGCCUUUGAAAAAACGAUUUCAAGUCCGCGGGAUUCAUGGGCCUCUGCUAGCCGAGAGGCCAAAACGCCGAGGAAGCCAAACGCGAAAAGCCUUUAUCCACUGCAUCAGCAGCAGCAGCAGCUGCAGCUGCAGCAGCAGCAUCAGCGGCUGCAGCAGCAGCAGCAGCAGCAGCGGCUGCAGCAGCAGCAGCAGCGGCUGCAGCAGCAGCAGCAGCAGCAGCGGCUGCAGCAGCAGCAGCAGCAAGAGUAG
This is a messenger RNA of Eimeria tenella, 2115 nucleotides long. RefSeq lists its product as uncharacterized. The coding region runs from base 1 to 2115 and encodes 704 amino acids. The record is from RefSeq and is a predicted model, not a curated record. NCBI's taxonomy places the organism in Eukaryota, Apicomplexa, Conoidasida, Eucoccidiorida, Eimeriidae. The transcript has 4 exons.